Manis pentadactyla (Chinese pangolin) is the source of this 429-nucleotide messenger RNA. Its product is annotated as zinc finger protein 22-like. The transcript is spliced from 2 exons. NCBI's taxonomy places the organism in Eukaryota, Metazoa, Chordata, Mammalia, Pholidota, Manidae. Bases 1 to 429 code for a protein of 142 amino acids. Gene Ontology annotation, molecular function: RNA polymerase II cis-regulatory region sequence-specific DNA binding; DNA-binding transcription factor activity, RNA polymerase II-specific. The record is from RefSeq and is a predicted model, not a curated record. Gene Ontology annotation, biological process: regulation of transcription by RNA polymerase II.
AUGAGGUUAGAAAAACCUAAGGGAGGAAUUUCUCAGAGGUCAAGCCAAGGAAGAGCCUUUGUGAACCAGCGCAAAACCGGCAGCCAGAGGCAGAAAUGGGGAAUGACUGUUCAGUUUGACUCAAGCUUAAAAGAUUCAUUCUGGAAGAAAUCCCAUAAAUGUACUGAUUGUGGGAAAAGUUUCUCCCAGAGUUCAAAUCUCAUUGAGCAUCGGCAGACCCAUACUGAGGAAAAGCCCUAUAAAUGCAAUGAGUGUGGCAAGAGGUUUAAACAGAGCUCAAAUCUUAUUCAGCACCAGAGAAUUCACACUGGAGAGAAACCCUAUCAGUGUGAUGAAUGUGGCCGAUGUUUCAGCCAGAGUUCCUACCUUAUUCAGCAUCAGAGAACCCACACCGGGGAGAAACACUACCAGUGCAGCGACUGUGGCUAG